Molecule: messenger RNA, 1095 nt
Organism: Arctia plantaginis
Lineage: Eukaryota; Metazoa; Arthropoda; Insecta; Lepidoptera; Erebidae
Source: the annotation of a GenBank genome assembly
AUGUCUUCAUAUUUUGAUUAUUAUUGUAAAAGAAAAAGUGACACAAUUGCAGGGACCUGUUAUUCUAUGUGUCCUGAAGAAGAAAUAAAGCUGCGGGAGACUUCAAAACUAAUACAUGUACUAGAAGUGGUGGGCUCUAAGAGGCAGUUAGUGAAGAGCUAUUGUCGUUCAGCGGCUGAUUUACACAUAGCAGUGCCAAAACUAUUGAGACCAUACUCUGUCCUUACACAUACGGUGGAAUAUUUACUGGUCAAGGUGACUCAAAGAGAUGAUGUACCCCAGCCUGUAGUGUAUGACUUUGUGAAUGACCGUCUGAGAGCUGUAAGACAAGACAUGACCAUACAGAGGCUACCUUAUGAUGAAUGUGUCAAUUUACUGGAACCCAUGGUGCGGUUCUAUGUUUAUUAUGGUUACCUGUUAAAUGACCUUCUUUUAAAAGACUUUGAUCCUCAUCUCAACAAGAAAUAUUUACUAGAGUGUACAAAAUGGUUCCUUAGCUGCUGUGAUAGUAUCACAGAGAGACCAGAUAGCGAACUCAUAGAUCGGCUCUCACGGUUUCUACAUGUCAGCAAUAACAAUGAUAGGAGGCUAGUGUGUGACAAAGUUUUGAUUGAAUGUCUGUAUAUACUGUGUAAUCUGGAUAAUAUACACCCACUCUACAGAUAUAUUAAGUUAUCAAAGGAAAUGAAGAGUAAUUCAAAACUACAGCUCGCGUAUAAAAUUGCAAUAUCAAACAUGGAGGGUAAUUAUAUAAAAGUAUUCCGACUGCUUGAUCAGCUGUGCCCCUUGACAUACUGUGCUGUGUUCGCUUACUUACCAACUUUACAAAGACGCUGUCUCCAAGUGUUAAGUCACGGAUAUCACAACAAACGGCUGACAGUACCGAGUGACGUCAUCGCGCGAUGGCUUCGGUUCCCGGACCGGCAGGAAGCAAAAACUACCUGCCAAUAUUACGGGUUGACAGUCGACGGGGAUGCUGUGCGGUUUGACAAGACACAGUUUAAGAUGAACGAUAGACUGCACCAAGUAAAGACUGAAGACCUAAUUACGAAGUUCAAUAUAAACAAUCCGUCAGACAUCUAUACAUAUACUUAA